CGAACAAAACUACAAUUAAGGAUCCACAACAUUAAACCUUGUAAACCUUUUACAUACAAUCUAUUGUUUUCAAACUUCAGAUAUAUUGUAGGCGAUGUUGUGGUCAGUAGAUGGCAGUAAUGAUUUAAAAGGCCUAUUUUAAACUAGAGGGAAAGUAAAGUAAAGAAGAAGAGACGGGCCCAAAAUAAUAAUCUCAGCAGCAGCAGCACGAGCAGGACUGAGGACUAACGCUAGUCGUUAGCUUGUCGGGCAAACGUAGUUAGCGUGAGCUGAUAUUUGUUCUAUGCCUGACUAGCGUCGGUGCAGGUGUCACAGGAAAAUCAUAUGCUGUGAAAGAGAGGGAAGGUCGCAUUUAACAGUCCCUGACAGAGACCGACCCCGCUUUCAACAAUAUGGAGAAACAGUUGCAUUUGAACCUGUUAGCUUCCAGACCUCCCAUGGCAGGUGGUUUCCAAUCCAGCUCCAAGAUGAAAAUGGGACCUGGACGGAAGAGAGAUUUCUCCCCCCUGCCCUGGAGUCAGUACUUUGAAACCAUGGAAGAUGUUGAGGUGGAAAAUGAGAAUGGCAAAGACAUAUUCAGAAUUUACUGCAGUGGUUCACAUGGUCCUGUGCUGCUCCUGCUCCAUGGAGGAGGCCACUCUGCACUUUCCUGGGCAGUGUUCACUGCUGUCAUAUGCAGCAGGAUCGACUGCAGGGUGGUGGCUAUGGACCUUCGAGCUCAUGGUGACACCAAAGUGAAAAAUCCUGAGGAUCUCUCUGCAGAUACAAUGGCCAAGGACAUUGGCAAAAUGGUGGAGGUGCUCUAUGGAGAGAACCCUCCUCCGAUCAUGAUUAUUGGACAUAGCAUGGGUGGGGCCAUCGCAGUUCACACAGCCACUGCCAAUCAUAUACCAUCCCUGCUCGGCCUCUGUGUUAUUGACGUUGUAGAAGGUACAGCAAUGGAUGCUUUGAACAGUAUGCAGAAUUUCCUCAGAAGUCGACCAAAGACGUUUAAAUCUCUGGAGAAUGCCAUUGAAUGGAGUGUGAAGAGUGGCCAGAUCCGAAACAUAGAGUCAGCACGGGUCUCAAUGGGAGGCCAAGUGAAAAAAUGUGAGGAAUCCACCAGCAGCCCAGGUGUCUCUAAUAGCAUUGGUGAAGGUAUAAUAGAAGAGGAAGAGGAUGAAGAAGUGGAAGAAGAAUCCAACAAGAAAAGAAUGAAGGAAGAUGAUCAAGAGAUGACAAAGGAAAGUAUCUUCACCUGGCGAGUGCAGCUGUCAAAGACAGAAAAGUACUGGGAUGGCUGGUUCAGAGGCCUGUCUGCUCUCUUUCUCACCUGCCCUGUGCCAAAACUGCUUCUGCUUGCAGGAGUCGACAGGCUUGACAAAGAUCUUACUAUUGGACAGAUGCAAGGGAAAUUUCAGAUGCAAGUCCUCCCCCAGUGUGGUCAUGCUGUCCAUGAGGAUGCACCUGAAAAAGUAGCAGAUGCUCUAGCAACAUUUAUGGUCCGGCACAAAUUCACUGAGUUUAAGGAAGGAUAUCUGUGCUAAUCUCCAGUUUUCAGUUUGAAUAUAGCCAGCAGCCAUGAAAGAAAUGUUUCAAGAGUCAUCAACAUCAUCGUACAAUUAAACAGAAAAUUAAUGAAAAUAUAACAACCAUUAUUAUUAUUAUUAUUAUUAUUAUUAUUAUUAUUAUUAUUAUUGCUUUGGUUAUGUAGAUACUUUGCCUUUCAGCUUUGCCUUAUUUUUAUUUUCAAACACUGGGAUUUGAUUGUAUUUUUCCUUUACAAUAUUAUAUUUUUUUUAUUAUUUCUGGAACUGUAAUGCUCUCCUUGUUUUAAUGUUAUAAUUUGAGUGAAUGCAUCAUUGUUAAUAUGUGUUUGAAUUCAAACAAUUAAAGAUGGAUACAGCAUACAAA
Messenger RNA from Seriola aureovittata, 1893 nucleotides. RefSeq names its product protein phosphatase methylesterase 1 (gene ppme1). Gene Ontology annotation, molecular function: protein methylesterase activity. The record is from RefSeq and is a predicted model, not a curated record. Gene Ontology annotation, biological process: protein demethylation. The transcript has 14 exons. NCBI's taxonomy places the organism in Eukaryota, Metazoa, Chordata, Actinopteri, Carangiformes, Carangidae. Bases 393 to 1526 code for a protein of 377 amino acids.